Messenger RNA from Caenorhabditis bovis, 489 nucleotides. Lineage: Eukaryota; Metazoa; Nematoda; Chromadorea; Rhabditida; Rhabditidae. The record is from the annotation of a GenBank genome assembly.
AUGGCCGAAGCUGAUAUUGCUGUGAUCGGAUUGGCAGUGAUGGGCCAGAAUUUGAUAUUGAACAUGAACGAUCAUGGAUAUACGGUAUGCGCCUUUAAUCGUACGGUGAAAGUUGUCGACGACUUUUUGGCGAAUGAAGCCAAAGGCACCAAAAUCAUCGGGGCCCAUUCGAUCGAAGAAAUGUGCAAAAAAUUGAAGCGUCCUCGUCGUAUCAUGAUGCUGAUCAAAGCGGGAUCUCCAGUGGAUUCGAUGAUCGAAAACAUUUUGCCGUAUUUGGAAAAAGGCGACAUCAUCAUCGACGGCGGAAACUCGGAAUACACUGAUUCGAAUAGACGAGCCGAACAAUUGGCGUCGAAGGGGAUUCUGUUCGUCGGAUGCGGUGUUUCGGGAGGCGAAGAAGGUAUGUUUUUCAAGGGGGAUUUGCUGAAAAUUGCCGGAAAUUGCAUUUCGCGUAUGUGUUUCGAACCUGUCAUAUUGUCGGACGAAUAG